Messenger RNA from Venturia canescens, 1772 nucleotides. Its product is annotated as methylthioribose-1-phosphate isomerase. NCBI's taxonomy places the organism in Eukaryota, Metazoa, Arthropoda, Insecta, Hymenoptera, Ichneumonidae. Gene Ontology annotation, molecular function: S-methyl-5-thioribose-1-phosphate isomerase activity. Bases 432 to 1508 code for a protein of 358 amino acids. The transcript is spliced from 5 exons. The record is from RefSeq and is a predicted model, not a curated record.
CAUAGAUGACGCGUAAUUCAUGUUGUCGCCGCAUUCUUUUUUCUUUUUUGUUUCAACUGUUGUCACUCGUAUCACUCGUAUACAGUAUACACAAUCCCAUAGUCCCAAGCUAAAGCACACAUUUGCAGUCAUGCUUACCACACCAAAAAAAUAAUACGCUGGCGAGUGCGCAGUGGUGACUCCUUCCUCCCCAUAUGCCUCCUGCUCCGUGAUCCGUUUAUCGCAAGUUUGGACUCCGAUCAGAGAUAGUGGCAGAUAGUACUGCGUCUGCAUCAGACCAAGUGAAACAUAUUGCGUUUAUUUAUACGUUAGAAAAUCAACAAAUUCCAAACGUUUCAAUUUAUUUGGUAAAAUACAGUUUAUCGCCUUUCGUUUCUUCCUACAUCGUCGGUUCCUUUAUACUUUGCGUUAAAUAUCCGGCGAGUUAAACGAUGACCUUGCAAGCUAUUAAAUGGGAAAAUGGAAAACUCGAAGUUCUCGAUCAAAUACUACUACCGGCGAUUUCGAGGUACGUCGUCGUCAACGGGGUUGAGGACGGAUGGAAAGUUAUCAACAAAAUGCAGGUUCGAGGAGCCCCUGCAAUUGCAAUCGUCGGCUGCUUGAGCUUAGCUGUUGAACUAAGAAAUGAAAAUUUUGAUGACAAGAGCAGUUUGCGCAGUGAAAUUGAAGGAAAAUUAAACUAUUUAGUUUCUGCGAGGCCCACUGCUGUGAACAUCAAAAGAGCAGCGGAAGCUCUCAUCGAUGUGGCCAAUGCACUCAGCACAGAUGACAGUGUGUCCGUUAGCCAAAUGAGUGAGAAAUUCCUCAAAGAAAUUGAUUCCAUGCUGGAGAAAGACAUUGCUGACAAUAAAUCAAUCGGCGAUUAUGGAGCUGACGAAAUAUUGAAAAGCGUCUCUGAAGAUAGCUUGGUACGAGUUUUAACUCACUGCAACACAGGUAGUCUUGCAACUGCUGGCUAUGGGACUGCACUUGGUGUUGUGCGAUCGCUCCAAAACAAGAAAAGACUCGAACACGUGUACUGCACAGAAACGAGACCGUACAAUCAAGGUGCACGCUUGACAGCGUAUGAAUUGGUGCACGACAAAAUACCGGGAACAUUAAUUUGCGAUGACAUGGUUGCUGCUCUCGUUAAAUCGAGAAAAAUAUCUGCCGUUGUCGUUGGAGCAGACCGAGUAGCUGCUAAUGGAGACACUGCCAAUAAAAUUGGAACUUACCAGAUUGCUAUUAUUGCGAAAUAUCACGGUGUACCAUUUUACGUCGCAGCACCUCGAACCUCUAUUGACUUGCAGCUUUCCAGUGGUGAUCUUAUCCCAAUCGAAGAACGCCCAGAACGCGAGAUGACUCACAUUUAUGAUCAACGAAUUGCCGCGAACGGAAUAUCGUGCUGGAAUCCAGCUUUUGAUAUAACUCCAGCAGAUCUUAUUACGGGUAUAAUCACGGAAAUCGGAGUGUAUAAGCCCGAGGAUUUGAAAACUCUUCGAACAAUGGAAUGUGCCAAAAAAGACUGAGAUCUUUACAAAUACAAUGAUAAAACAUUGGAGCCACUCAGAAUUCGAAAAUUUUAUAAAAAUAAUCUCAACUGAAGGUGAACGCAGCUCAACCCAUGCAUGAAGAAGUCAACAUUUGUAUUUCUGCAACGCUAUCGUUGUGCACUGUAACUCAUCUCGAUGAAUGAAUCAAUUAACCGAUUGAAAAACCAGUUCAAGUUUCCAAGACCGAUUAUGUAUUUUUAUAAAUAACGUAUUGAUGUUAAUAAACCAUUAAUGGAGAAA